Molecule: messenger RNA, 3597 nt
Organism: Pocillopora meandrina
Lineage: Eukaryota; Metazoa; Cnidaria; Anthozoa; Scleractinia; Pocilloporidae
Source: the annotation of a GenBank genome assembly
AUGUAUGAUUAUCAAAGUAAUCACUCGACUGAGAGUCCGCUCAUUUUAAAGUGACAAACAUGAUGAAGUGCAAAUAUAUAUGUGGUUUCCUCAGAUAUUGACGAAUGUAAAGGAAAUCACUCUUGUCACGUGAAUGCUAUCUGCACGAACACCAACGGAUCCUAUCUUUGUGAAUGCCACCCUGGAUUUAAUGGAAAUGGUCAAAGCUGCACAGGUGAAUUUAAUCUCUUUGCUAUAAUAUUUAGAAUAUUCCUGCUCGAAUAUAAUCUGAAGCUGCUGAGGUGGCCAUAUUAUUAGUUUCUCAUAUGUAAACGAUACCGGUUGUGCCCUAAGUCUGCCUAGAGCUGUCCUUUAAUGCAUUGUCUGAAAAAGAAGGAGCUCAAAUUCGGAUCCUGAUGAGUUUAUCUAGAUUUCCAAUAUCACUGUUUUAGUCUCAAAGCCUUAAAGUAGUUAAAGACAUGCGAGUUACAAUGUUUAAUUCGUUUUCGCCUAAAAACACUGUAGGUACAUUUAAGCAAUUGCUAUCUACAAUCGAGUGAGUGAAUAACAGACCAAUAAUGACCUGCAUGCUGUAUCUGUGGAUCCAUAGCAUUAAAUAAAGCAAUUUUAGCAGGAACUAUUGUCCUACCAGUACUAAAGACGAUCGUUAGCAAGCGAUCUAAGAUUUUAGUGCUUAGCUACCUUUUGUAAUUCAGCGUGGCUUUAAGCAACGUUGGGGCUUUUCUUUGAUACGUUUCUUAAACCAUAUAUGAAAACUCUAAGAACGGGUGCUGUUAAUUUUAUCGUGAAUUAAUUCAUCAAUAAAUUAAACUUGCUUCAUGUUGAAGUUUAUCAAAAUGAAACAACACGAAGGUUACCUGCUAUAUUAUUCAGUGUUAUUUGUUGUCAUUGUCGUUUUAACCGUGAUUAAUUGUUCUGCGAAUCGAAGUCAGAGAUAAAAAAAAUUUGAGAAUAGCUCGGGCUGCACUUUUUUAUGUCUUUAGUUUUGAUCAGCGCCGGUGAAAAAUUAAAUUAAAAAAAAAAAAAUAAAACAGGAACGAAGUCUGAUUCCUCAGUCUAACCGUUUCGUUGGUGACUAGUUUGAGUGCAUUUCAUUCGUUCAUGGUUAAACGGGAACUCAUUGUAAACAACUUCAUCGUUGGGUCGCUUGAUCUCUACAUGUUUCGCCAUGACUCCUGCUUAAAAGAGGUGUACUGUCAUGAUUGAGAAGAAUAUUCAGUAAACAAGGGAAAAAACGGCGACGAUUUCAAUUCCAAAUUAUACUUUACAAAAUUAUGAAGAAAAAAAGAGUAGUGCUGAAAUCUAAAAGCACGAAACGAAAUGACAGCGAUACAAAUCAUAGAAAAAAUAUAUAUUUAGUGGGCUUCAAAAUUUGAUAGAUGAAUCUGCAGACUCGAGACUUAACUGAAAUGAAAUAAUUUCAAAGUUUCAUCGCCCAUGUGGAUUCAUAUUAACAACUCACUUGUAGUAAACUCUCCUCGGUUUGUGCUUGUCGUUACACUCUCAAAGAGGAUAAUUUCGUUGUCCUUCAAGUGGUCUAUGAAACCGAAAAUUCAAGGCUGAUAAUGAUCCGAAAGAGCCAAAGUUAGGAUAUUCAAGAAAAAAUAUAACGUGGACGGUUCGUUGAAACGACUGCUAAGUCACUUUUCAACACAACGCGACGGUCUUCUCGACCCAGUUUUUUCUCGGCAUUUUUGCUGUGCGCGCCGUUUUGAAAUGACGUUUCCGUCCUCUUUGCUAAACCACUCUUUUUAACGAGUGUGAAGGAAAUCAUUCCUAUCACGUGAAUGCUACAUGCAUGAACACCCUUGGAUCACAUGUAUAUGAAUGUCACCCUGGAUAUGCUGGAAAUGAACAAAACUGCACAGGCGAAUUUUAUCUCUUUCCGAAAUGACAUAAUUGACUCCAGCGCCGCACCAUUCAGCCGCGUUCACUCAUAACUCGUAAUAUAAGCAGCGGUUUUUCAUGAAGGCGAUGAAAUUUUUAUUUUGUUUCCCGCGUUGAAAGUAGCAGUAAAUUCCUCAGUGUUGACUUUUAUCCGAAAUUCACAUCGAGGAGGCAUAAUUUUAUGCUACCUUAAGCACAAAAACGAAUCAUUUUUUGAUUAUGUUUUAAAUCAUUUAACAACCUUACACGAACUUUUACGUGAUGCAGACAUGAAACUCUCCGUGGAACUAAAAAACCUUCAAGAAUCCCUGAGCUUUAAAGAUUCCCUAAUAAUAAUAAUAGCAGCUAUGAUCCUUAUUUGACUUAUGCAAACCGAUGAAUGAGUUGCCAGUAAUCGGAUCCUUGUGUUUUCGCAAAGAUUUCUGGGAGCGCCACGGGGCAAACAUUACAUCUCUCUAGAAAUAAAUGUAUGGCGAAAGGCUGUUUCGAGGUCCAAAGAAGCGAUUACGAAGAGAGAUCAUCGCUUUUUUGCCGCUGCUUUAUCAGAAUUGGAGUGGGUAAUGCUGAUUCAAGGGAAGCGUAAGUUUUGUUUGAACAACCAUGAAAUAUGAAGUAAAAUGAACCGAUUGACUUUUCACCAUGCGCACGGUUUAUUGUGAAAUUGACAUCGUGUUCUGGUCUCGAAAUUUAGACAUAUUAGCCUUUUCAGUUUUGUUUACGUGUCUUAAGUCUACUUAUAGCUUCUAGCUUUUUUCUUGGCUUGGUAAUACAAAAGAGCGCUACAACGAUACCUUGAAGCACCAGGAGAUCGUAAUGGUGUGAUUGGGCAUUGAAUAAUAUCGCGAUGCAUUAAAGUAAUUGCUUAGGAAAUCUUUGUGCAAACGCAAGGAUCCGAUUACUGGAAACUCAUUCAUUCGCGUUAUAAUUAUAAAUAAUUGGAUGGUGCUAUUAGACAGAGAGUCAUUGCACACUCCUGGGACUUAAUUGUGUUACUACCAAAUACCUCUAGGCUGGUGUCGUUGUUUGGGAACCGGAGAUCAAAAAUGUCUUAAACGCGUUUGGUAGCUUCAAGUUGAGGUACAAAGAACUACAGGCUUUGAUGGGCGAUUAAAGCAAGAGUUCACAUAACUCUAUAUAAUGCUAUCAUUUCAUUUUAGUUCCUAUUUGCAUCAUCACUGUCCAAUCCAAAUUCUUCUUUAAAUUUUACUUAACGGAUAGUUGUUCUUGUAAAACAUUAGUCCUAUCUAGUUGUUGUCGAACUGAUUGACUUGAAAAAUGUCAACAAAAAAUGUUAUCUUUGUUUAUACAACCUUUUUGUAAUGUUUAUUUCAUUUACUAGCCGACCCCUGUUAUAAUUAUCAAAACCUGAGUGAUGCCAAUAGAAAAAGCAGUUACGUUACGCCGAUAGACGAACCAUCUUUGUGUGACAAGUUACUCCCCACGGGAUGGUAUCGUUUUGUGGGAGAUGCAGGAACAAAAAUGCCAACAACGCGUGUGCCAGCAUUCAGAUGUGGUACAGACUGGUCAGGCUGGUUGCAUGGUGCUCAUCCUACAGUGGAAGAUGGUAUAGUUCACAGGAAGGUCUGCUUCAGUGAUCGUUCUUCUGGUUGCAGAUAUUAUACAGAUAUUUUUGUAAAAAACUGUGAAUCCUACUUCAUCUACACACUUUACAUACCUUUCUGUCCCUCGCGCUUCUGUGGUACAGACUGA